AUGAAGUUCGCAAAGGAAUUGGAGGAAGAAGCGGUGGGAAAGAAGAAGAUCAAGGCCAUCUCGAAGGCCCUCAGGAACCUCCAGAGAACACCCGGCACUGAACCCCGAUCUGCGAACCUCGAUGCCUUCUCAGGUCCGCGCACACCCUUCACCCACUAUGACUUCAACCUCCACCGGCCGCCUACCGCGAGGUCAACCCAGUCCCUGCCCGAGAUAGAAGAGAUCGGCCCAGAUGAAGACGAAGAUGAAGAGUUGGGGGACAGACCCCCGAUGCCCCAGCGGCAAAGUCAUACCAUGUUCGCAGCGUCUCCACCUAUAUACAUUCCCAGGGCGCCGGUCGACAGUGCAGAGACGCCGCCAGAAAAUACGCCGCUUUAUCCCAGUCAAUCGGCGCGGCGAGUAAUGAGUUAUGGUUCCAUUGUUGGCACGCCUCCAGAUGAGACACCGGGUAUGAUGGCCGCCCUCGAACUUCCAGAUCCUGCCUUGACCCCUGCACGGUCGCGGCCACCCACAGAACUGGAACCGAAAUCCCAGGAAACGUCCCUGCGACUCCCUCCACCGGCCCAAGUUCCACCCGCACCCGAUCCGUACCAUGUUGGUCAGACACAUCAUCCGCCUCUCGCCAGGCACAGCAUCGCGGGAAGCUUAGCAAAGGCCAUGUUCAAGCGGCGGCAGGGGGUCAAAAGCCAGUCCGUCUCCGGACCGCUGCAGAGGACGAACUCGCUCUCCGCAUCGCAAAGGUUCCGCAAGAUGUUCGCUCCCCGUGAUCUGACCGAGGCCACCGUCAACGACAUGCAGCUCUCGGCGUAUCAAGAGCUCGACGAGAAACAGGCCGAUUUCUUUACAUACCUGGACAAGGAAUUGACGAAGAUCGAGGAUUUCUACAAGGCGAAAGAAGACGAGGCCACAGAGCGUCUGCAGGUGCUCAGGGCGCAACUCCACGAAAUGAGGGAUCGACGAAUAGCGGAAAUCAUGAGGGCGAAACACUUGAAUGAUGGCACGCAACCGUCACAUCUAGACGAUAUACGAAAGCAACCUCCGGACGUGCUCAAGGAAAAUACCAGGCCCAAUGGAAGUGGUAGUCACUUCAUUCCAAAACCAAUCGGAGAUGUCAUGGGUCGUCGGUCGACGAUCGGUAAGACCAGUCAAGCCAUGGCACAGAUGAGUUCCCCUCCAGGACCUCAAGCUCAAAAGAGGAUCAACGAAGCAAAGAAAGAUUACGUGCGCCGCGACCACGGCAGCGAAAUCAAGUAUUCGGUCGCAAAGAAGAGGCUGAAGCUUGCGCUGCAGGAAUUCUAUCGCGGUCUGGAAUUACUCAAAUCCUAUGCCUUGCUGAACAAAACGGGCUUCCGCAAGAUCAAUAAGAAGUAUGACAAGGCGGUCCAAGCCAGACCUCCGUUACGAUACAUGACAGAAAAAGUCAACAAUGCCUAUUUCGUCACGAGCGACGUGGUUGACAAUCACCUCAUGGCCAUCGAAGAUCUAUACGCCCGGUACUUUGAGCGCGGCAACCACAAGGUCGCUGUUAAGAAACUGCGAUCGAAGAUAGGCUCCGGGGAUCAGUCGGCGGUGACAUUUCGCAACGGCCUAUACGUUGCGGCGGGCAGUUGUUUUGGGGUGGCUGGCCUUGUCGACGCUGCCUUUCGACUGGACGAUCCGAGGAUGUCCGUGCAGACCAGUUACCUCCUGCAGCUAUAUGCCGGAUACUUUCUCGUCGUGAUCUUGUUCUUAAUGUUUGUUCUGGACUGCAGAAUGUGGAAUCGAAACCACAUCAACUACGUCUUCAUUUUCGAGUACGACACCAGACAUGUGCUGGACUGGCGGCAACUGGCGGAACUACCUUGCUUUUUCCUCUUCCUCAACGGUCUAUUCAUCUACCUCAACUUUCGGCACAGCUCUUACGAUUGGUUCUACGUUUACUGGCCGCUGAUUCUCAUCGUCCUGACCAUGCUCAUCAUAUUCCUCCCUUUUCCGAUCCUGUAUCAUAAUGCGAGGAAAUGGUGGGCUGUCACAAACAUGAGGCUCGCCUGUGCGCCGUUCUAUCCGGUCGAGUUCCGAGACUUCUACCUGGGCGACAUGUACUGUUCGGAAACGUACGCGAUGGGUCAGAUCGAACUCUUCUUCUGCCUCUAUGUCAACGAUUGGAACAACCCUCCACAGUGCAACUCCAACCACUCACGCUUACUGGGGUUCUUUGCCGCCUUGCCCGCGGUCUGGCGAGCGUUACAAUGUCUGCGCCGUUACUACGAUUCACGAAACUGGUUCCCUCAUCUCGCCAAUUGUCUCAAAUACUGCGGCAACAUUGCGUAUUAUGCUACACUGUCGAUUUAUCGGAUUGACAUGAAUCACACAACUUGGUCCAUCUUUGUCACAUUUGCGCUUGUGAAUGGAGUAUAUUGCUCCUUCUGGGAUGUGUUCAUGGAUUGGAGUUUGGGCGACUUUUUUGUGCAGAAAUAUCCCUUCCUCCGAGAGCGGCUCGCCUACAAACAAGUGUGGAUAUAUUACGCCGCCAUCGUGGCGGAUGUAUUGCUUCGACAACAGUGGGUGUUUUAUGCCAUAUUUACAUCCGACGUGCAGCAUUCCGCUCUCAUGUCCUUCUUUGUCAGUCUGGCCGAGGUCAUCCGAAGGGGGAUAUGGUCCCUGUUCCGGGUCGAAAACGAGCAUUGUAACAAUGUUGGGAAAUUCCGUGCUUCCCGAGAUAUUCCUCUACCCUACGACAUACCAGACUCACGCAUGGUAUCUCCGACUCAGAGGCGCCAGACACCUACCACUCCACGUCCUACAGAGCCUGAAGAACAUAUUGCCACUGGCGUGGAUCUAGAAAGCGUGCCUUCGCUAGAUGCAUCGCUUCGUCAACGUCGCUCUCCGGGCAUGCCUCGAACACCCGCCAUGCGGGCUCUGCAACGGAUGGGGACUAUUAUUGGGACCGCCCAUGCGCAAGACUUUGAGAGACGCAGGAAACCAGAUGAUGAGAACGAUGAAGCCGACGAUGAGGGAGAUGGAGGUCGCAGCAGCGAUGAAGAAGAUGACGAGGCCGAAGCAAGCGGAGGAGAAGAGGAAAUGGCGGAAUUGGAGAGACAAAGGGCGCAACAGGCUACAGAACUCGCGGAGGCGAAUCGGUUGGUGGAAAAUGGGCUACGACGUACUCGAUAG
Fonsecaea nubica is the source of this 3153-nucleotide messenger RNA. RefSeq lists its product as hypothetical. NCBI's taxonomy places the organism in Eukaryota, Fungi, Ascomycota, Eurotiomycetes, Chaetothyriales, Herpotrichiellaceae. The record is from RefSeq and is a predicted model, not a curated record. Bases 1 to 3153 code for a protein of 1050 amino acids. Gene Ontology annotation, biological process: cellular response to phosphate starvation; phosphate ion transport. Gene Ontology annotation, cellular component: plasma membrane; cytoplasm; Golgi apparatus. Gene Ontology annotation, molecular function: inositol hexakisphosphate binding. The transcript is spliced from 3 exons.